Molecule: messenger RNA, 4036 nt
Organism: Rhopalosiphum maidis (corn leaf aphid)
Lineage: Eukaryota; Metazoa; Arthropoda; Insecta; Hemiptera; Aphididae
Exons: 13
Coding region: 924-3956 (1010 amino acids)
Biological process (GO): positive regulation of transcription by RNA polymerase II
Cellular component (GO): nucleus
Molecular function (GO): transcription factor binding; RNA binding
Source: RefSeq, a predicted model, not a curated record
CCGAUUGUAAGAGCUAUAAAGACGAGUCACCGACUAAAUAGUGACUACCGAGUAGAUUUUAAACGAGGAAAACACGGUUCAUAUUGUUAAAAUAUAUUUUUAGUUAUUAAUAUUAAAUUCGGGAGCGGUGUGAUUGUGUGAGGCAAGUCAUCGCAGAUAAACGGUAAAAACGUUGACAUAGCUGAUAUCGUCGUCGGCUUAGCGUAAACGGCAAACGCAUUACGCACACACAUACGUACGUCGUACGCGCACACGCCACAUACGCGCGCGCUCAGGCACGCUUUUAUUUAUGUUUUUUAUUUUGUAUUGAAGUUUUAAAUUAUAUAAAAUUACAAUAGAAUAACUUGAAUGCUGAUCCGAUCGGUGUAUUAAUAAUAAUAGUUCCUAAACAAAUAACGACGUCUCCUCGACUGCGGCGGAGGAUUAUUUUUUCUCGGAUAAGUGCGCGAUCAGUUUUCCAUUGAUCCCGGACCUCGUUAGUCGUUAAAUGCGUCGUCGAUCGUUGUUGUUCCAGCUGCUACUGCAUUAAUAAUCGUCGUUGCUGCUGCUGCUAUUACUACCUUUUAUUAAUUAAUUACUUGGCACAAGUUACCUAGUAAUAUAACUGUCUACUACUACUAGUUGCUACCAGUUACUAAUACUACUACGAUUACUACUACUACUACUUUUAUUACUAUUAUAGUAUAAAGUACUAUUACUCUUACUUCUGAGAAGCACAGUCAAUUUUCAAGUCUUUUAGGUUAGGUAAAUUAUCCUUGUUCAGAUGUUUGAGUAUUUCUUGUACCUGUAGUUGUUUUUGUUCUAUCGUAAUAAAUUUAUAUACCUAUUUAAUAUUUUAUACGUAAACACUUACGCAUAGAUCCUAAUAAAGACAACAUUUGGCAAGUCUUAUCAUACCGCUUAGUUGUUUUAAAUUGGCAGUUAUGUAUUCAGAUAUGAUAGAAUCGCCAUCAAAAGACUGUUUCUCCUUCAAUGAUCAGUCUUUGUCUUAUGACAUGGCUGAGGUAAAUGAAAUGAAUAAUCAAGCCAAUUUGGAUUAUAUUUUUGAUUCAUAUUAUUCGUCCGUAUCAAGAUAUAAUACAGGUUUUGAACUUCCAGAAGACUGUAAAAAUAUGAGUUUUUCAGAACUAUUUGAUCAAGAAUUGUUUAGUACUCAUGUUUCAGAAAAUAAAGACUGUCAAAUCACGAUCAAAAUCGAAAAAGAAGAACCGUUAAAUGAAUGUUAUUCUACUGAUAAUUCUAUAGAUACUACUGGUAGUUCGAGCUUUAUAAAAGUAGAAGAAAAUAUUCCUUCCUCAUCGUUAUUAUCAAAAAGUUUUGUUCCAAAGAGAGGCAUUAAUAGAACUUCUAUUAAAACAAUGGGAACAUCAGAUGUUGAGCAUCUCAUUCAUAAUCCUUUUUGUGAAACAGAGGAGAUUGAUAAUCAAAUUUCAGAGACAAUUAACUCAUCUAUUAUAAAAUGUGAAGCUGAAGAUGUCAAUGACAAUGUUAAAGAAGAUUUAGUUGAAAUUAAAGUAAAUCCACAUUAUUCUGCUGAUGUCUUACAAAAUAACACAGAUUUAAAAAAAAGUAAAGAAAAUAUUGUUUCAUCUUUGUCAUUAAAGAGUUCUACUACAAAACGUCAAGGUAAUAAUAGAAUUUCUAUUAAUACUCCAGAUAUUAGUGUUAAACAUCUUAACAAUCCUUUUUGUGAACUGAAAGAUUUAGGUGAUAAUCGAAUACCAGUUCAAGUUAAUACACCAUUUAUUAAAUGUGAACCUAAAGUUGAUUUUGAUAUUAUUGAAGACCCUAUUGUUGAAGAAAUUAACCUUCAUUAUUCUGUUGAUGGUUCACAAAAUACAUUUAAUGGUCACAAUAUGGUGAAAGUGAAAAAUAGUGUCAGCAAAUAUGGUUCACCAAAUGCAACUAAUAAUCAUAAUAUAGUAAAAGUUUCAGAUAGUGUUACUUAUUCAUUAAAAAAUUCUUCUCCAAAGCAUCGACAGAUUAACAAGAUUUCUAUCAAAACUUUUGAAAAUUGUAAUGUUAAACAUCUUUACAAUUCUAUUUGUGAACCAAAACGUUUAGGCGAUGAUCAAACACCAACUUUAAAAUACAAAACAUCAAAACAUUUAGGUAUUAAUCAAACUCAAACUGUGAAAAUUGAAUCUGAAAAUGUCAAUAACUCUUUAGAAAAACUCAUCGUUAAAAAAAAAGUGAAAUCAUGUUAUUCUGUUGAUAGUCGCAAUUUUGUUAAAGGUGAAGAUAAAGUAUCAUCUUUAUUAUUAAAAAAUUCUACUUCUAAGCGUCAAGUUAAUAAUAAAAAGUCUGUAAAAGCUACUGAAAAUUGUGGGGUUAAACAUAAUGCCCAUAACCUUCAUUGCGAACCAAAAAAAAUUGAUAAUGAUCAAAUUUCAGUGAAACUUACAACGCCCAUUAUGAAAUGUGAAUCUGAAGAUUUCUAUGACCUUAGUAAAGAAAAUAUUAAAUACUCUUCUGCUCAAUUACAAGGAAUGGUUGAAAGUCAUAGCUGGGCCAAAAAUAUUGAUGAAAUUAUUUUACCUUCAUCACCCAAAGGUUUUAUUUCCCAACAUCGAGGUGCUAACAGUUCUACAAAAACUAAUACCAAUUCCGAUAUAAAAAACCCUGUAAUAUACGAUCUUAAUUAUAAACCAAAGGAUUUAGAUAAUAUAACUUCAGUGAAAGGUAAAAUGCCCAUUAUAGAACGUAAACAUGAAAAUAAUAGCACCAUUCAACCAAAUAAUUUAAAAUAUGAAAAAGUAACAAAAUCGGCCAAUCCAAAUGAAAUUCAUUCUGUUAAACUAAUUGAUGUAAAUGCAAAAAAUCAAGAAGUGAUCAUAAAAAACACGGAAACUAUUGUAUCUCCCAUUAAAACCGAGGAUAUAGAUACUCAAACCGACAAAAAAAAAAUUUCUUGGGAAGAAUUUAGAGCUAAAAGAGAAAAAAUGGGUUUGAUAAAUAAUUCAAAAAUUAAAGAAGAACCUGCAACAGAUAUUGUUACAACAGAUGAUGAUAAAAUGAAAGCAAUGCAAGAAGAGUUUGAUAGGACCACAGCUGAACAUUUUACUGGUCAAAAAAGAAAGAUUGAUGAUAAAGAAGAAGAAACUAUUACUGCUAAAGAAAUAAACAAUGAAGAAGAAGAACUGCAAAAAAAACGGAUGAAAAUUGAAUACAUUAAGAAACUUCUGCCAUCAUCUUUUGCAUCAGAAAUAGCAAAGACCUCAAGUUUAAUGAAGGGCAGCUUAGUAGAAGAUAAUGAUAAUGAAAAUACUUCUGAUGAUUCGACUUUGUCCAGUGACAAAACACAAGGGAAAUAUUUAAACACAUAUGAUAAGUCCCAAAAAAAAGGCUACCAAUCUAGAGUACAUUCAUCUCACCGUGUUUUAUCAAGAGCUGACUAUAAUAAUAAAAGUAGCCGCUCAUCAUCAUCCAGUUCAGAUGAUUAUUAUAAUCGUAAUAGAACUGAUACUCCUUCACAAGGAGUACAACAUAGUCAAAAUACACGAACCACUCUUCAAAGACCUAAAGAACAGAAAAGGGUGGUAUAUGUUGGACAGAUACCAAUCAAACUUGGAAAACGUUACUUAUAUAAUCGGUUCAAGGAAUUUGGUACAAUACAAUCUUUAACACUUCAUAAAAAACCAGAUUUUCGUGUUUAUUAUGCUUUCGUAACAUAUUCUGAGAAUUUAGAGGCUGACCGUGCUAUUAAUCAUGGAAAUGAUGAUGAAAGCCAAGUCCAAUUGGAUAUUAGAUUUGGUGAACGGAAACAAACUCAAACUCCUUACUAUGAUUUAGAUGAUGAAUGGUUAACCGACUGGUAUGGGUACAAACAACCUUUAGCACCAGUAGUAAAAACAGAAGAUAUUGAAAAAGUGUCUUUUGAAGAAGAAUUACAAGAAUUUUAUAAGCUUUCUCAAAUUAAAAAGUUAAAUCAAAUUAAGUCUUCUCAAGCCUCUUGACAUACGUUUUUUAUUUUAUUUCAUCUUAUAGCGUUGGAAUAAAAAUGUAAUAAAUAUUGUUAUAAUUUUUCUCUUUUUAA